Molecule: messenger RNA, 1992 nt
Organism: Mercurialis annua (annual mercury)
Lineage: Eukaryota; Viridiplantae; Streptophyta; Magnoliopsida; Malpighiales; Euphorbiaceae
Product: pentatricopeptide repeat-containing protein At4g21065-like
Exons: 1
Coding region: 26-1564 (512 amino acids)
Biological process (GO): RNA modification
Molecular function (GO): protein binding; RNA binding
Source: RefSeq, a predicted model, not a curated record
UAUAUGCACAAGCUUCUUAAAAAUAAUGACUAUUUACAAUCUUAUUACCCGCCUAAAACCAAACAUACAAACACACAUUCUCCUACAAAACAAAACUAAAAUCUCACUUCUACAAUCAAAAUUAUCUCAAUUCUCUUUGCAUUCCACUACAUCAUCCACAAAUGCAAACCCAAAAUCCAUUUCUUUAUCCAAAGAAGAAUUUCUCAUGUCGCAUUUAAAGAAAUGCUCCACAAUGAAAGAUUUAAAGCAGCUUCAUUCCUCAGUAAUCCAAUCCGGCUUCGAACAAAACCUUUUCGUAAUAGGCAAAGUAAUCGCCUUUUGCGCUGUUUCAGACCACGGGGACAUGAAUUAUGCUGUAUCAGUCUUUGAAAGCGUUGAGAAUCCAGAUGGGUUUCUUUGGAAUACUAUGAUUAGAGGCUUUGGUAAGAUUAAUGAGUCUGUGAUAGCCUUUGAGUAUUAUAAAAGAAUGCAAGAGAAAAAAUUGGUGGCAGAUAAUUUCACAUUUUCAUUCUUGGUUAAGAUUUGUGGGCAGAUGGGGUCAGUUUGGUUAGGGAAACAGAUGCAUUGCUGUGUGUUAAAACAUGGGUUUGAAUCACACGUCUUUGUAAGGAACAGUCUGAUUCAUAUGUAUGGUGUUUUUAAAGAGUUUGUAAUAGCUCGACAACUGUUCGAUGAAAUGCCUAGUCCAGAACUUGUAGCUUGGAAUAGUAUAAUUGGUUGCUGUGUCGAUUGUGGUGAGUUUAAAGAAGCUAUUGGGUUAUUCUCUCGGAUGUUGAGUUGUGGCGUAGAGCCUGAUGAAGCUACCAUUGUUGUGGUUCUCGCAGCUUGUUCCGUGUUGGGAGAGUUAAAUUUCGGGAGAUGGGUUCAUUCGCUUGUUAGUAAUUCUAGUCUUGGAAGCUUGGUAGAGGUUAGUAAUUCUGUCAUUGAUAUGUAUGCAAAGUGUGGAGCAGUGGAAGAAGCACACGAGACAUUUAAUCGGAUGAUCGAGAGGAAUGUAAUAACAUGGAACACAAUGAUUUUAGGGUUAGCAACUCAUGGCCAUACAAACGAGGCAUUGGUGCUAUUUUCCAAAAUGUUGGAGCAACACCUUUUUAAACCAGAUGGUAUUACUUUCUUGGGGAUAUUGUGUGCUUGUAGCCAUGGUGGAAUGGUAGACCAAGGAAGAAGAUUUUUUGAUGUAAUGAGCAAAGAAUAUCAAAUCCAACCAACAAUUAAGCAUUAUGGGUGCAUGGUAGAUAUUUUGGGUAGAGCUGGAUUUGUGGAGGAGGCCUAUGGAUUAGUAAGGAGCAUGCCUAUGGAGUGUAAUGCUAUUAUUUGGAGGACAUUGUUGGCAGCCUGUAAAUUACAUGGAAAUGUUGAAGUUGGGGAGAAAGUGAGGAGACAUAUUUUGGAAGUAGAACCGGAUCACAGCAGCGACUAUGUUCUUGUUUCGAGCAUGUACGCAGGUAUAGGACAGUGGAAUCAAGUAAUGGUAGUGAGGGAGUCUAUGCAAAAGAGGGGAAUUCAUAAGCCUGAGCCUGGUAAUAGUUUCAUUGGAAUGCAGCCUAAUCUGUUAAAUUUGUAGUUCCAAACAUAAACCAAUUUUCUGAUUUUGUUUACAACGUUGAAGAGGCACCGAAUCUCUUGGUCUGUGCAGCACAAAAACAGAAACAAGAAACAUGAAAUGCUAAUACAAAAAACGGUGAAAUGAUUAUUUUUUUAAGAAGAAUAUAUUAUGAAUACAAGAUUUUGGAGUUUUGGAAGCGUUUCAAAAAGUGAAAAGAAAACACCGGAAGGUAGGAUCGAGAAGUUUUGUUCCAUACGGCAUUGCUCUCGGUAGAUGACCUAGUUAGAUGGAUUUUUUCUGUUUCUUCUCCUGCCAUUCCUUGAUAUCCUUAGCUACCUUUGCCUUUACUUUUGCAUGAAAGCCUGAAUAUGGCUCAUAUCCAAAGGCUUUUUCAAGGAGCUGUAAGGAUAAUAUCAGCAAGAUUAAAUAUAACAACCAUUCUUUAA